Messenger RNA from Adineta steineri, 1111 nucleotides. Lineage: Eukaryota; Metazoa; Rotifera; Eurotatoria; Adinetida; Adinetidae. The record is from the annotation of a GenBank genome assembly.
UAUGAUGGCAUGUGUAGCAGCUAAUGUUGUUGGAAUGAAACGAACAGGUAUGACUACAGUUUUAGCUGAUGAAGCAGCAGAACAAUCAUCUGAACCUUUUGAUCGUGUAGGAGUUACAAAUAUAAAAGUUUCAGUUGAUGGAACAUGGCUAACUCGUCGUGGUCAUUCUAGUUUACAAGGAAUAGCAACUGUUUGCUCAACAUCAGAUCCUCCAAAAGUAUUAGACUUUGAAUGUCUAAGUCGACACUGUACCACGUGCUCUGGCUUAUUAGAAAUUAGAGAACACAAUCCUGAAAUGUAUGAACAACUUCUAGAAGAACAUAUACAGAGUGGUUGUGAAGCAAAUCAUAGAGGUUCAUCAGGUGGAAUGGAGGCUGCAGGGAUUGUGGAAGUUUUUCGUCGAUCAGAAGUUAAACAUCUUUUACGAUACACAACAUACAUCGGCGACGGUACUGCUAAUAAUGAACGUGCACUUCGUGAUGCUCAACCAUAUCAAGAUAUUACUAUUAAACGUCUUCAAUGUAUUAAUCAUUUUUCGAAACGAAUGCGCACUGCUCUAGAAACACUCAAGAAAAAAUAUAAAGGUGAUACAUUAGAAGACCAUAAACCAAUUGGAGGUCGAAGUGGACGUUUAACUGAUGAUAAAAUUCAUCAAUUAACUGUUUAUUAUGGUUCUGCUAUUAGGUCUCAUGUGAAUGAUUUAGAAUCAAUGAAAGCUGCUUGUUGGGCUACAUUCCACCAUUACAAUUCUACACGCGAAAAUCCUAAUCAUGAUUACUGUGACCCUACAAAGUGUCAUAUAUACAGAUACAAAUCAUUUGAUACUAGCAAACAUACUAUGGCACCUGCAGUAAUGAAGGCCAUUCGACCUGUUUAUGAAAAGAUGUGCUCUGAUAAUACAUUAUCUAAAGUGGUUGAUGGAGGGACAACCAAUCCAAAUGAAUCUUAUCACAGUUGUAUUUGGUCCUUGUGUCCUAAAACACAAUUUCACUCCGCAAAAUAUGUUCAAGCUGCAGCAUCUUUAGCAGCUCUAAUUUACAACGAUGGUUAUCAAUUAUCAAUUAUGGAACUGCUUGAAAAAUGUGGCAUUAAAAGUAAAACUCCUGCAUGA